AGCCGCGUCUGGGGCGCCCGGCCGGGCCCCUCCGGUCCCUUCCCGCCGACGACCCCGCGGGGCGCGCCGUGCACUUGCCGGCGGUGCAGGUGGCCGCGCGCGCCCGGCGCCCUGCGCCCUGGGUCCCCGCCAGCGCCGCGCCGCGCGCCCCGAGGGGCGGGGAGGCGGGGCGGCCCGUCGCGGCCCCAGUUCGCUUCCCGGCGGCGGCGCGGCAGCUGGAGGCCGGCGUCGGGAAGGUCCGGCCGGGUCCGCACCGGGUGUCCGGGUGUCCGCGGGGCGGCCCCCCAGCGCGUGUCUCGCCCGCGCCGUCCAGGCUGCCCCGUUCCGGACGCAUCCGCGGUGCCAGGCUCCACGUGAGACCCCCCGGGAUGCCGGCCCCCAUGGCUUCCUGGACGAGCCGCUGGUGGCUGCUGGUGUGGAUGGUCUUCAGGCACUGGGCGCUCCUGCAGACCUCGGCAGAGACGUCCCCGGGGGCCUACUUCCUGCCCGAGUUCGCGCUGUCCCCCCAGGGGAGUUUCCUGGAAGACACGACUGGGGAGCAGUUCCUCACCUAUCGCUAUGACGACCAGACCUCGAGGAACACGCCAGCCGAGGAGGACAAGGACGGCAACUGGGACGCCUGGGGCGACUGGAGCGACUGCUCGCGGACCUGCGGGGGCGGGGCGUCCUACUCCCUGCGCAGGUGCCUGACCGGGAGGAAUUGUGACGGGCAGAAUAUUCGCUACAAGACCUGCAGCAACCAUGACUGCCCGGCGGACGCCGAGGACUUCCGAGCCCAGCAGUGCUCCGCCUACAACGACGUGCAGUACCAGGGCCGCUACUACGAGUGGCUGCCGCGGUACAACGACCCCGCCGCGCCCUGCGCGCUCAAGUGCCACGCGCGCGGCCAGACGCUGGUGGUGGAGCUGGCGCCCAAGGUGCUGGACGGGACGCGUUGCCAUAGCGACUCCCUGGACAUGUGCAUCAGCGGCACCUGCCAGGCGGUGGGCUGUGACCGGCAGCUGGGGAGUCACGCCAAGGAGGACAACUGCGGGGUGUGCGCGGGCAACGGCUCCACCUGCAGGCUGGUGCGGGGACAGGCCAAGUCACACGUGUCUCCUGAGAAAAGGGAGGAAAACGUGAUCGCGGUGCCCCUGGGCAGUCGGAGUGUGAGAAUCACGGCGAAAGGCCCUGCGCAUCUCUUUAUCGAAUCCAAAACACUCCAAGGGAGCAAAGGGCAGCACAGCUUUCACAGCCCCGGCGUCUUCGUCGUGGAAAACACGACCGUGGAGUUUCAGAGGGGCCCCGACAGGCAGACCUUCAAGAUUCCGGGGCCCCUGACGGCCGACUUCAUCUUCAAGGCCAGGUUCACGGUGGCCAGGGACAGCGUGGUGCAGUUCUUCUUCUACCAGCCCAUCAGCCACCAGUGGCGGCAGACCGACUUCUUCCCCUGCACCGUGACCUGCGGAGGAGGUUACCAGCUGAACUCGGCCGAAUGCGUGGACAUCCGCCUGAAGAGGGUGGUCCCUGACCAUUACUGCCAUUACUACCCCGAGAACGUCAAGCCCAAACCCAAGCUGAAGGAGUGCGGCAUGGACCCCUGCCCCGCCAGUGACGGCUUUAAGGAGAUCAUGCCCUACGACCACUUCCAGCCUCUCCCUCGCUGGGAACAUAACCCGUGGACGGCGUGCUCCGUGUCCUGCGGAGGCGGCACCCAGCGGCGCAGCUUCGUGUGCGUGGAGGAGUCGCUGCACGGCGAGAUCCUGCAGGUGGAGGAGUGGAAGUGCAUGUACGCGCCCCGGCCCAAGGUCAUGCAGACCUGCAACCUCUUCGACUGCCCCAAGUGGGUGGCCAUGGACUGGUCCCAGUGCACGGUGACCUGCGGCCGGGGGCUGCGCUACCGGGUCGUGCUGUGCAUCAACCAUCGCGGGCAGCACGUGGGCGGCUGCAACCCUCAGCUGAAGUUACACAUCAAGGAGGAGUGUCUCAUCCCCGUCCCCUGUUACAAACCCAAAGAAAAGAGCCCGGUGGAGGCAAAGCUGCCUUGGCUGAAGCAAGCCCGGGAGCUGGAGGAGACCAGGGUGGUGACGGAAGAACCGACGUUCAUCCCGGAGCCCUGGUCCCCCUGCAGCGCCCCCUGCGGGCCGGGCGUGCAGGUGCGGGAGGUCCGGUGCCGCGUGCUGCUCACCUUCACGGAGACGGAGACGGAGCUGCCGGCCGAGGAGUGCGAGGGCCCCGCGCCGCCCACCCGGCGGCCCUGCCAGCGGCGGGCCUGUGGCCGCGGCCCCCCGGGCCUGGGCGCGCCCCUCCCCGCCGCGGACGGCGCGCUGACCUACCACUGGGAGUACGCGGGCUUCACCCCCUGCACGGCCACCUGCCUGGGAGGCCACCAAGAGGCCAUCGCGGUGUGUCUACACGUCCAGACCGGGCAGACGGUCAACGACUCGCUGUGCGACGCGCUGCACCGCCCGCCCGCCAUGAGCCAGGCCUGCAACACGGAGCCCUGCCCGCCGCGGUGGCACACGGGCUCCUGGGGGCCCUGCUCCGCGACCUGCGGCGUGGGCAUCCAGACGCGGGACGUGUACUGCCUGCACCCCGGGGAGACGCCCGUCCCGGCCGCCGAGUGUGGCGACGACAAGCCCCACGCCCUGCAGGCCUGCAAUCAGUUCGACUGCCCUCCCGGCUGGCACAUUGACGACUGGCAGCCGUGUCCCAGGACAUGCGGCGGGGGCACCCAGCACCGGAGGGUCACCUGCCGGCAGCUGCUGACCGACGGCAGCUUCCUGACGCUCUCCGAUGAACUGUGCCACGGCCCCAAGGCCUCGUCCCGUAAGUCCUGCGCCAGGACCGACUGCCCUCCGCAGCUCUCCGUGGGCGACUGGUCCCAGUGCUCCGUCAGCUGUGGUGUGGGGACCCAGCGGAGGAAGCAGGUGUGCCAGAGGCUGACGGCCAAGGGCCGGCGGGUCCCCGUCAGCGAGGCCCUGUGCGGGGAGCUUCCGGGGCCCCCUCUCGUGCGGUCCUGCCAGAUGCCGGCCUGCAGCAAGAGGAAAGCAGAGACGCAGCCAACGCCCCGGGAGCAGGGUCCCCAGAUCCUGGCCGUCCCGCGCGUGUACAUCCAGACCCGGGAGGAGAAGCGUGUCCACCUGACGGUGGGCGGCAGGGCCUACCUGCUGCCCAACACGUCGGUGCUGAUCCGGUGCCCGGUGCGCCGCUUCCAGAAGGCCCUGAUCCAGUGGGAGAAGGACGGCCGCUGCCUGCAGCCCUCUGAGCACUGGGGCGUCACCAAGUCGGGGUCCCUGAAGAUCCACGGCCUGGCCGCCCCCGACGGCGGUGUGUACGGCUGCGUGGCCGGCCCUGCCCGGGAGACCUUGGUCCUCAAGCUCAUCGGCACCGACAACCGGCUCAUCGCGCCCCCGGCCCCCGGGGAGCGCUCCCGGGGACCCCCGGCCACGGGCCAGGGCCGAGCUGACACUGUGGGGGCCACCUGGCAGGCCAUGAGGCAGAUGUGGCAGGACCGCAAUGAGCUGGAUGGGGACGAGGGCCAGGCCCUCCGCGCCCUGCUGGGGCCCUGCCACCCCGGCCACGCAGGCCCCCCCGGGUCCUGGGAGCUGCAAGGCGAGCAGUUUGAAGCCGCCGUCCGGCAGGGCGCCUCCAGCAUGGACACGGCCCGGUUCGACGAGCUGAUCCGGAACCUGAGCCGGAUGAUGGAGGCCGGGCAGGUGAGCGACGACCUGGCGUCCCAGGUCAUCUACCAGCUGGUGGCCGCGCGCCCCUGGAGGGCCAGCCCGGAGGAGGCGCCUGCCCGGGCUCCGGGGAGCGGGGACCCCGGGGGGCGUGCGCCCCAAGGCCUGAGGGGGAGACACGCGGGCGGGCUGACGGUCCCACCGAAGGGACCGGAGCUGGUGAGGCCGCGGCAGCCGGCGUCGGUGUCAUUCAAUGCGACCGUCCGUGCCACGAUCGGGAGCGCGGUGUACGUCACCAACAGGACGGCGGCCGUCCACCUGCUGUGCCAGCUGGUCGGCCCUGGCGAGGCCGCCUACGCGUGGACCAAGGACGGGGUGCCGCUGCAGCCGUCGGAAAGGAUCGUCCUGUCCGGAGCGGGGGAGCUGCAGAUACGGAACCCCACGAGGGGCGAGCAGGGGCUGUACGGGUGCUCCGUGGCCAACCGGCUCGGCUCCGACGCGGCGAGCUCGCCCGUGCUGUUUGCAGAGGCGCCCGUCAUCUUGGUCAGGGGAAGGAACGUCACCGGACGGGAGCCUGGCCCGCUCUCCGUCGUGGUCGGAGGCACCGUGAGGGCGGCCCUGGGGGCAAACGUGACCAUCCAGUGCCCCGUACGAGGCAUCCCCCGGCCCACGGUGAGCUGGGUGAAGAGAGGCGGGCCGCUGGGGGACAACACCUCCGUGCUCCCCAAUGGGUCCCUGCUGCUACAGAACGUCUCCCGGCAAAACAAAGGCACCUACGUCUGCAGGGCCUCCAGCGCGCUGGGGAAGGCGGCGGCCACGUCCGUCCUGCACCUGCUGGAGCCCUCCUGGAGGCCGGGUCCCUGGACGCCGUGUCCCGCCACCUGCGGCCGCCUGGGAGCCCGCGUCCGGAGCCUCCGGUGCGUGGCGGCGGGCGGGCAGGAGGUGAGCGAGGCCCUGUGCGGGCACCUCCCCAGGCCGCCGGUCCGCUCGCAGCGCUGCCCGCGCCGGGACUGCCCCCCCAGGUGGGUCGCCAGCCCCUGGUCCGAGUGCUCCGCGUCCUGCGGGAAGGGGUCCCGCGUUCGGCAAGUGACGUGCAAACGCACCCAGGCCGGCGGCACCGCACGGGGGAUGCCCCUGGGAGCCUGCGACCCCCACGGCCGGCCUCCGGGGAGAAGCCCGUGUUCCGGACACCCGUGCGCCGAGGAGCCGGCGGGCCAGUGCCCCGGACGCUGCCUGGGUCGCGCCGUGAGGAUACAGCCGCGUCCCGUCCUCUGCCCACACAACAGCUCCGACCCCCACUGUGAUGACAGGAGAUCCGCCACCGGGAGGAGCUGCUCGGCGGGGGCCUGUGCCGCGUGCUGGCGCCCGGGCCCCUGGCGGCCCUGCUCCGCGGCCUGCGGCCGGGGCGUCCAGGCCCGCAGGCUGGACUGUGUGCACGCGAGCAGCUGCGCGCCGCUGGCCCAGAGGCACUGCCCGCAGAGCCGAAAGCCGGCGUCCUGGCGGCCCUGUGCUGGGCCCGCCUGCGGCCCUGUGCACCCCUCCCAGGAACCUGCACAGACACCCCUGAUGCCUGCACGUGUGUGACACCCCGAGUCUGUGCUCCCUGGGCCUCGGCAGAGGGAGGCGCUGCCCGCCGCGCCCUGCGAUAGCCCACGGCAGGCGUGGGAUGCUGCUGAGGCGAUGGGACGGGGACGUCCAAGCCGAUACCUCGCCUGAGUCGCUGGUUCCAAAACGCGCCUUUCUCUAAAAAGCCACAGACCUCUAAAUCCCGCCAGCCAAUGCAGCCGGUGCAGUCACCCCUGCUACCAUUUUUAUAAAUCUAUUUGUAUUGAUUUCAGAGGGGGAGGGAGAGGGAGAGAAACAUCCAUGAUGAGAGAGAAUCAUGGAUCGGCCGCCUCCUGCACGCCCCCCACUGGGGCUCAAGCCCGCAACCCGGGCCUGUGCC
Myotis myotis is the source of this 5607-nucleotide messenger RNA. RefSeq names its product ADAMTS like 3 (gene ADAMTSL3). The coding region runs from base 369 to 5246 and encodes 1625 amino acids. The record is from RefSeq and is a predicted model, not a curated record. The transcript has 29 exons. Gene Ontology annotation, molecular function: metalloendopeptidase activity. Gene Ontology annotation, cellular component: extracellular matrix. NCBI's taxonomy places the organism in Eukaryota, Metazoa, Chordata, Mammalia, Chiroptera, Vespertilionidae. Gene Ontology annotation, biological process: extracellular matrix organization.